CCAAAGUGUCCUCAGGAAAUAACACAAGUUUUUGCCCAGCUCACAGUAUUCAAACGGAAUUCUGACAUUUACUCUUGAAAAUAUGGAAGUCGUCAACAUUGGAACGCGGCGAUCGCAACUCGCGAUCGCCCAGGUCGACUCGAUUGUGAAGCACCUGCAGACUUUCGCUCCUGGGCCCGAGUACAGAUCGCAAGUGGUCAGCACAAUGGCAGAUGAGAAUCAAGUCAAGUCAUUCCAAGACUUCAAUGCCAAAAGUAUCUGGACCGAGGAACUGGAGAAACUCUUGAUUGAAAAGAAGUUGGAUGUUAUCGUGCAUUGCUUGAAAGAUGUACCAACAACACUACCAGAAUCCUGCAUCCUAGGCAUCAUCUGCGAACGCGAAGACCCUCGCGAUGUCGUCGUCAUGAAAACCAACUCCCCUCACAAAAAACUCCAAUCUCUCCCCGCAGGCGCCAUCGUCGGCACCUCUUCCGUACGCAGAAAGGCCCAAAUCAUGCGUCACUACCCUCAUCUUAUCUGCGAAGACGUCCGUGGCAACCUCAACACCAGAUUGCGAAAACUGGAUGCUGAGGAUAGUUCAUACGAUUGUUUGAUCCUCGCUGCUGCGGGGUUGAAGCGUAUUGAUCUGGGGUAUCGGAUUACGCAGUAUCUUGGUCCUGAGGAUGGCAUGUUGUAUGCGCCUGGGCAGGGUGCUUUGGCGUUGGAGGUUAGAGAGGGUGAUGAGAAGACUUUAAAGCUGUUGAGUUCUUUGUCGCAUCAGACAACGACAUUGGCGUGUUCUGCUGAGAAGAGUUUGCUCAAGACUCUGGAAGGUGGAUGCAGUGCACCUGUUGGUGUGCAUACUGACUGGGAAGGCGAUGUUUUGGUUUUGCACUCCACCGUUACCAGUCUGGAUGGAAAGCAGAUGGUCGAGAUGAGCAUGAAGCAUGAAGUUACUACUAUCUCGGAGGCAGAAUCUCUCGGAAAAGAUCUGGCAGAUCGCAUGAUAUCACAGGGUGCAAACACAAUUCUGGAAGAGAUCAGAGCAGGCCUCAGAUGAUUGAAAUGGUUUAGAACUCUAUUGAUGUAGUUAAUAUUACAAGACCUAUCUCAACUCUUCUCACGGCAGUUGU
Aureobasidium pullulans EXF-150 is the source of this 1112-nucleotide messenger RNA. Its product is annotated as porphobilinogen deaminase. Gene Ontology annotation, cellular component: cytoplasm. Gene Ontology annotation, biological process: heme biosynthetic process. The record is from RefSeq and is a predicted model, not a curated record. NCBI's taxonomy places the organism in Eukaryota, Fungi, Ascomycota, Dothideomycetes, Dothideales, Saccotheciaceae. The transcript has 2 exons. Bases 83 to 1039 code for a protein of 318 amino acids. Gene Ontology annotation, molecular function: hydroxymethylbilane synthase activity.